AUGAUUGUCGGCCCAUUGCAAGCAUUCGAAUUAGAAUACGCAAAUCUCGCAUUGAUAAGAAUGGUGCAGCUAGAACACUUCGGCAAGGAAAUUAAGGUUUUAAGCGGAAGUACACAAGUAGCCACAACAAGCAAGCUAUUUAGAUUACGACCAUAUUACGAUAAAGAAAAACUUCUACACGUCGGCGGUCAAUUAAAAAAUGCAAUAUACCUGGACAUACAUCAGCGAAACCCGAUAGUCCUACCCAGUGAUAAUCCGUACACACGGCUAUUAUUUCGCCGUGAACACGUACAACUUUUGCAUAGCGGUCCACAAGCACUCGUAGCCUCGAUUCGGCAGCGGUAUUGGUCGUUGAAGGCGCGUAAUAUUGCGCGUGAUACUGUGCAUAAAUGCGUAACAUGUUUUAGAUUAAAACCAGUUAUCGUGCAGCCGAUUAUGGGUGACCUACCGCGUGAUAGAGUAACACCGAGUCGGCCGUUUUCGCGUUGUGGUAUCGACUUUGCUGGUCCGAUAAUGAUAAAAACGAGUUUACGAAGAAAGGCGGCAUGUUCAAAGGGGUACAUCGGAAUAUUUGUUUGCUUUGCAACGAAGGCGUUUCACAUUGAAUUGAUUAGUGAUUUAACGACGAAAACAUUUUUACAAGCUUUAAACCGAUUUUUUGACCGUCGAGGCCGAAGUUCAGUCAUAUAUUCAGACAACGCUACAAACUUUAUUGGAGCACAAAGGCAACUCAAAGAAAUAUUUCAAUUUUUUCAGUCCGUGGAUCACCAAAACGAAAUUGUAACAGCUCUCGCGGAUAAAGGCGUCGAAUGGAAGUGCAUACCGCCCCGCUCGCCGCAUUUUGGCGGGUUGUGGGAGGCGGCGGUAAAGUCUAAGAAGAGUUUAUUAUACAAAGUGUUAGGUGAGGCGAGGCUUACAUAUGAGGAAAUGAGUAAGGUACUAACUAGGGUAGAGGCUUGCUUAAAUUCCCGUCCUAUAACACCAAUGUCCUCCGAUCCAACCGAUUUGACUGUUUUAACGCCCUGUCAUUUUUUAACCGGAGACGCUAUAACUGCGGUGCCCGAGCGUGAUGAGACUGCCACACCUGAUAACCGGUUGGACAGGUGGCGAAGAGUGACAAAAUACUCUCAAACACUGUGGAAUCGCUGGAGUACUGAGUAUCUGAAUCAGCUUCAGGAAAGGGUUAAAUGGGCAGGUGCGAAAGGUCCGUCAGUAAGAAUUGGGACAAUGGUAAUACUUCGAGACACCAACCUGCCUCCUUUGCAGUGGCGCUUAGGACGAGUGGUCAAGGUCGAGCCUGGUGCAGACGGUGUGAUCCGCGCAGCAUCGGUUCAAACCAGUAGCGGUGUAUGGAAAAGGGCGGUGCGUUUACUUUGUCCUUUGCCAUUUGAGGGGAAUGCUACUUAG
Messenger RNA from Acyrthosiphon pisum (pea aphid), 1407 nucleotides. RefSeq lists its product as uncharacterized. Lineage: Eukaryota; Metazoa; Arthropoda; Insecta; Hemiptera; Aphididae. The record is from RefSeq and is a predicted model, not a curated record. Gene Ontology annotation, molecular function: nucleic acid binding. Gene Ontology annotation, biological process: DNA integration. Bases 1 to 1407 code for a protein of 468 amino acids. The transcript has a single exon.